GUAACAGGAACUUAUCCGGCAGAACCGCCAUCUUGAAUUUUUACGGAGUUCGAAGGGAUUCUCAGUAACAUCGGAAGCAAAUAGAAGCUGAUCUUUAGCACCAUCAGACCAGGCUCACUAUUGAGCUGUUGCAAACGACAUUUUAUCUCUCCAUCUACACAAACUCAUCGCCGCUUCAUUGCGGCUCCGCGGCUCUCACUAACGUCACGCCCAGGACGAUUGCUAGAGGGAGAAACCGUGAUAGUAGUCGGGAAUGGCAUCUACAUCAAUCUCGGCCGAGUCGGCCUCUCCCCCGGAGGCGGACAAGCCCCGUCCGCUCAGCAUUGAGGAGCUCUGUUUCACAUCGGCGAUGAGCUGCUUUGAAGGGUGGCUCAAGCUUGACCCGGCAAUCGGUCCUCGUACCAUGGCAUAUGUCACCAAGUUCAUUACCAGAACACUUGAAAAGACACAGAACUUGAAAGACGUUAGGGAGACGUUAUCCAAGAGUGUCGAAGUCUGGAUAUGGCUCACAAGGGAUUUUGCGGCUGCUAUUCCAAGCUUAACUACACGAUCAAUUGGUCCAUUAGCGAGCCUCAACGAUCCUGACAAGGGGGUCACUCCCCAGGAGAGCACGGCGCUGAUCACCAAAAACUAUCCCUCCCUGAAAGAGGAUCUGCAGCUACUCAUCAAGCUCAUGCACAUUGCUCGGAAUAUGCUGGUUGUUCCGGAACCCGAAAUCCCCCAGGAUCUGUGUGCCGCUGCCCAGUUCGAUCAGAUGCUCUACCAGACCAUCAUCCUCUGCAUCAACGUCACAAGUAAGGCUUAUGACGGCGACGUCCUUGAAGAGGCUGCCCGGCUGAAGCUGAGCGAAAUCACCGAGCUUUAUAAGAAAUUGCUGGUCACCUGUCUUCAGCAAGCCCACAACUGGAUCGCCAAGAACGACAGGAACAAGAUGGCCUUCUGGUCCACCGUCCUCUUCGACGAUGACGCCCUCGCGGACGAGCCAGACGGCAGCGUGGAUGGAGAGUUCCGGCCCGACGUCGCCAAGACUGAGGUCCAAAACUGGUUUGAGCGGAACUCCCGGUUCUGUGACAAGGCCCGGCAGCUGCUCACGGCCUACGAGGAGAACGUAGCAAGCAAGGGCCUUCCUCCGGGACACCUGCCUCGCAUUUCCCCGCUUGCCUGGAAUUGGCUACCCGAGGGCGCAGUGCGUGUGCGAGCAGACGACGUCGACGACGACACCAAGAUCACCCCGCAGUGGAAGGAGGAUGAGCCCGAUAAGUUCGAGCAAGACAGAGCCUACGGCCGGGUGUCAAGGGAAAUCGACACGUGGUGGCUGAAGAUACGGGACGCGAACUAUGACGAAUGGGUGGUUCCCAUGCCUACGGUGGAGUUCGCGCAGCAGAGGGCCGAGAACUGCAAGGCAAAUCUCGUCAACCGAUACGCUCACUCAUACCGCGCUGCGGAGCACGAGGGCUCUGUCCACUCUGCUGAAGGCGCUCCGUUGCCGGAAGGUUCAGGCAACCAGGAAGGGAAAGAUGGCGGCCAUUACGUCCACGACUACAACGACGACAUGAUCGAGGAGGAAGACAUCGAUGACGACGAAUCAUACGGUGAAGGGCCGAUGAACGGGUUGCUCACUGAGGUCCCCAACAUCCUCGAUCCCAAGCAGAUCGAGGCCUUGCACAUGAUCGUCAAGUCGUGCAUCCUCGAUAACGCCGGCCUAGCGCUGAGUAGGGCGGGUGAAAACCUCCAAAAGACCAGAUGUAGGAUGUUCUUGGCACUCGAGUGUGGAAGGAGCUUGCUGCGAGAGAUUCUCGUGUUCAUUGCUGUGUGGGAGAAGAGCGAGCAGUCGUUGAUCUUCCAACUCACGACCCAGAUCGUCGAGGCGAUCCACCACAGCGCGCUAGUUCCCUACGCCUGGCAGUCGUUGCGCAUUCCCAAAGACAUCAUAUCGCCUGCUCAGACUGUGCUCCUGAGGCUGGUAAACAACAUGUUCCGCGCUCGGAAUAACGACCCGCCACCCGCCGACUCGAAGGAGCAUCUGCGCGAUGUCAAACUGCUCCACUUCCUGUUCAUCCAAUUCCGCAGCCGCAUAGUGCCCGAGUGUGCGGCCUUGAUGUAUCUUCAGGCGCAGAUCCGCAAUGACCUCUGCGACCCGGCCGACUUCCCGGUAGACAGCUGGGACAUGGAGCGCGCCAAGGACGGCAUCCAACAGUUCCUGGAGCUCCUGAUAACUGUGAACGAGCUCCCCGAGACCAGACAGUAUCUCAUCGAAUGGGAAUCCACAUACGAACUCCUCACCUUGCUCAAGGGCCUCGAAGCCGGCGUACCGAAAAAGCCCAUGGUUGAGAUGCCCAACCGCUCAGCCCAUCGCCAACCACCACCGCCACCGCACCCGGACGACCCGGACCACGGCUACGACUCGGAGGAUCACCCGCUCGCCCCUCCCCCUCCUCUGGAAGAACCAGCCCACAAAUACCCCUGGGCCGGCAUCAAAGGCCAAAUCCUGCACAUCCUGGCCGGUCUUCUCCAGCCUCCCCCCGGCCGGAGCAGCCCGGGCAACCCGGAGGUGCAGUCGCAAAUCCUGCGUCACAACGGCGUCAUCAGCCUGCUGAACUGCUGCGUCUACGACGACCACAACCGCUAUGCCCGCGAGCGCGUGCAGAUCUGUCUCAAGUGGUUGAUGGACGGCUCCGAGGAGGCAAACAAGUACCUGCGCGAGCUCAUCGCCAUGUCCCCACCCCCCAACCUGCGGCCUCCUCCAUCUCCGUCUUCGUCGUCCGCAGGAGACCCGCCCACAACGUCCCUGAGGAUAGACGGGAUUGCGGGCGAGGUGAAAGUCCGACUGAGAGCACCGGGCGAAGGACCCCGUCCUUCCGGGUCAACUCUGGCAGGCCGUGCCCUUCCGCCGCUUGCGUCAGCUGCCGCUGCCGCUGCUGCGGCUGCGGUGGGGGAUGUGAAUAACAGCUCGUCAGGUUCGGGCAAUGGCCACAACAACAAUAACAACACGCUGCCGCCUCUCCGGUCUGGGUCCGGGAAUCCUAAUGGGGGCGACGCAGCGGGGACCGGAACAACCGGUUUACCGUCACGGAGUCGCCCGGAGGAGCUGCUGCGGGAUAUCAUCACGCUUGCGGACGAGGCGGCGCGGUUGGCGAUGGGGCGGCGGUUGGAUGCGGAUGAGACGGAGGAGGAAGAGGGUGAGGAGGAGGAGGAGGAGGAUUUCAUGUGAGUGAUGACGGUUUGGACUCUUGAUGAGAUCGAGGGAUGUGAGGAUUUCGCAUAUGUCCAUCAGCGAUCUAUGUUUGUCUGUGCUGUCAAUAUACUUAUACAACUUUGCGGAGGGAGUCAGGGAUGGAAAAUGUGAAAGCCCGGUUAGAACGUUGGGAAGUUACCCAAGACGGAGUGUAUCGGGUAAAGAGCAUUUUGAAUACGAGCAUACGGAUAACUAGAAAGCUGCUUAUUAAGGUCCAAAGUUCUGGGUAUACGCCGCUGCUUAUGAGGAAGUUAUCGCGUUGUACGUAUUGACACGCCACUCCUCAAGAUCCCUUUCUU
This is a messenger RNA of Chaetomium strumarium, 3534 nucleotides long. RefSeq lists its product as uncharacterized. The transcript is spliced from 3 exons. The record is from RefSeq and is a predicted model, not a curated record. NCBI's taxonomy places the organism in Eukaryota, Fungi, Ascomycota, Sordariomycetes, Sordariales, Chaetomiaceae. Bases 254 to 3211 code for a protein of 985 amino acids. Gene Ontology annotation, cellular component: cytosol.